Molecule: messenger RNA, 3289 nt
Organism: Conger conger (European conger)
Lineage: Eukaryota; Metazoa; Chordata; Actinopteri; Anguilliformes; Congridae
Gene: wash1
Product: WAS protein family homolog 1
Exons: 12
Coding region: 118-1575 (485 amino acids)
Biological process (GO): retrograde transport, endosome to Golgi; Arp2/3 complex-mediated actin nucleation; exocytosis
Cellular component (GO): early endosome; recycling endosome; WASH complex
Molecular function (GO): alpha-tubulin binding; gamma-tubulin binding
Source: RefSeq, a predicted model, not a curated record
AAGAAACUUGUCAGGCAGUAGGACCCCGCGGACAUACGUGUGAUCAGUGGGUAUUGGAGCGCGUGAGAGGAAGAAGUUACACGCACGUAAACAUAGUACUAGCUACGAUUACAGUAAAUGGUCAGGAUGACCCAGAAGCACUACCUGGAGGGCCAGGUGUACUCUGUGCCCCUGAUCCAGCCCGACCUUCGCAGAGAGGAGGCCAUACACCAGAUCACAGAUGCCCUGCUGUGUCUGGAGAAGAUCUCCACCGACAUCUUCAGCAGGGUGUCUCAGAGCGUGGAGAAGAACAGGGCGCACCUGCAGGCGGUGAGCCAGCGGAUCAGGCUGGCCCAGGCCCGCGUGCACAACAUCAAGGGCAGCAAGAAGGCCACCAAGGUGUUCUCCAGUGCCAAGUACCCCGCCCCAGACCGCCUGCAGGACUACGCCUCCAUCUUCUCCGGUGCGUCGGACCCCUCCGCUCAGAAACGCCCCCGCUACAAGGUGCAGAGCAAGCACCGGCCCCUGGAUGACAAGGCACUACAGGAGAAGCUGAUGUACUUCCCAGUGUGCGUGAACACCACCAAACGCACCGAGGAUGAGGGAGAGGAGGGACUGGGGAGCCUGCCCAGGAACGUGAGCUCUGUGAGCUCCCUACUGCUGUUCAACACCACCGAGAACCUGUAUAAGAAGUACGUGUUCCUGGACCCGCUGGCGGGCGCCGUGACCAAGACGCACCAGACGCUGGAGACGGAGAAGGAGGAGAAGCCCUUCGACGCCCCACUGUCCAUCACCAAGCGGGAGCAGCUGGAGAGACAGCAUCUCCUCUGGUUGACGGCGGAGAACUACUUCUACGUGCCGGACCUGGGCCAGGUGCCGGAGAUCGACGUGCCGUCGUACCUGCCGGACCUCCCGGGCAUUGCGGAUGACCUGAUGUACAGUGCAGACCUGGGCCCGGGGUUCGCCCCGUCCGUGCCCUGCAGCUCCGCUAUACCCGAACUGCCCUCGUUCGGCACCGAGCCAGAGGAGCCCAACGGACCGGGUUCGCGCUUCAGCACCGGAGCUCCGCCCCCGCCCCCUCCUCCUCCCCCGCCGCCCGAGUCGCCGCACCUGAACUCCGCCCCCCCGCCUGGGGCACCCCCGGCCCCUCCCCCGCCUCCACCCCCUCCCCCUGCCCCGCCCACCGGGGGCGGCGACCUCAACGGCCAAACUCCCUCAGGCGCGGUGCAGGGGGCUCCGUCGGAGGUGGUGCAGCCAUCUGACGGCAGGGCCAGCCUGCUGGAGUCCAUCCGCAUGGCGGGCGGCAUCGGGAAGGCCAAACUGCGCAACGUCAAGGAGCGGAAGAUGGAGAAGAAGAAACAGAAGGAGCAGGAGCAGGUUAUAGCCACCGCCAGCGGAGGGGACUUCAUGUCGGACCUGUUUAACAAGCUGGCCAUGCGCAGGAAAGGAAUCUCCGGAAAGGGCCCGGUCCCGGGCGAGGCAGCCGACAGCCCGGCGAGUUCGGGCGGGGCCUUCGCCAGGAUGUCGGACGUCAUCCCGCCCCUCCCCGUCCCCGGCCAGCCAACCGCAGAGGACGAGGAAGACUGGGAGGCAUAGCCCUCAGACCCGUCCUCCAAUAAGAAGAGCUCGGGGGAGGGGCCAAGUUCCCUGCCUGGGAGUGGGCGGGGUUUCUUGAUUCAGUCAACGACUGGGGGAUCUUUGUCCAAGACAAAUAGAAAAGAUCCCCCCCUCCCCAAGACUAAUAACAUUAAGGCGUUUACUAGCGUUGAAAACAGGCAAGGAAUUCUGAAGUCUGGUGUCGAACAUUUCCUUUUUUUGCCCGUCUCUUUUGGUUUUGUCAGUGUAUGCUUUUUUUUAAGGUUGGCUGGUUGAGCGAAGCAUCAUGGUAGAUGUGUGGCCUGCUCUUGAGACUGGACAUGUGAAAUACUGAUUACUCUGCACUCGCUCUCAUCCUCUCAUCCCUCCUCAUCUAUAGAAACUCCUGCGCUAGCGUUAGCUUGAAAUGGAAUAUUUUUAGUCUUGCCUCCCUGAAAGUAACAUGGCUUUUCCUCUGUCGCACACUCCAGCUUUUCCUGUGACCAGAAAACAGGGUAAUGAACCACCUUCUGUGGCCUUCCUGGACAGAAGCCAAUUUGGCUUUCAGUGGCGUUCGCCGUAGAAACCACCUGAGGCUCCGAUUCGAUCUCUUUUUUUUUUUUGCACUCACCCCUAGCCUCUUCCGCUGCACUUCAGCGGACGGGUAGGCGGCUCCUUCGCGGGUAGGGAGAGGCCGAAGACCGGAGGAAAAGCGAAACAUCACAAACGGACCCCCAUCGCCAGAUGGCCAAGGAGCGGUGCUCCGAGACUGGAAUUAUCAGCUUAAUCCUGGCCCCUCGUUCCCGGAUCUGUGGAUCUGUGGAUUUGUAGGCGUUUAUUUAUAGUGGUCGUCCGGGACAGGGGGGGCCUGUGAUGGAUACGCACUGAUGCUGUGUGCCUCCCGUGACUGCGUCAUUAUGUCCGGUGUGUCCCCCCCCACCUGCCCGUCCAGGCUGCGUAGAAAGGCGCAAGCGCCUCCCUGUGUUGCUGUAAAAUAUGUCCCCCCCUCCCAAAUGUUCAUAUGCAUAUGUGUUGUUGGGUUCCACUUCAGCCUGGAUGAGCUUUUUCAGAAAUGCGUGUAAAAAUUCUGCGUCUGGUUUGUCUGUUGAGAUACAGGGUGGAUAUGUGAAUUGUGUGUGUGUGUGUGUGUGUGUGUGUGUGCGCGCGCGCAUGUAUGGGGAUAUAUACCUCCCAAACUGACAUCAGUUUUUUUUUUCUCUCUAAUGUUUAAAAGAAAUCUGUCAGUGGAGAUUUUGCUAAUUAAAAAAAUGAAAUGAUCUAAACGAUAUUACCGUUUGCUGCAUAGCAGUGCAGGAGCAAGGUGGGGAAAUAUGUCCAAUUCCCAAAGCGCAAAGGACAGAUGGGCAAAUUUGUACGACUGCGGUGACGUACAUUGCAAAGUCAACAUUCAGCGUUUACCAGGAAAAUGUCCUGUGCUUUCAUUUAUGAUGAUAGAAGAUAAUAAAAGUUCAAUAAAAACUAUCAAUAUAAUGAGUAAACUGUAUAAAACCACAGAAUCUCAUAAAAACAUUGGAAUAAUGAACUGGGCGGAAUGGAUAUCAAAAUGGUGUUUGAAAACGUUUGAAAAUCGCUCACUGAAAUCUGCUCUUUCUUGGGUUUCAUGACCACAUUUAUAAACUUUAUAUGAAGUGAUUACUCUUCGCAGACAAUAUCUUGCAGGUUUAUUAUCUUAAUCCGAGUCCCCCAGCGCAAUAAAAUGUGUGUUUUCAAGUCA